Rhopilema esculentum is the source of this 3945-nucleotide messenger RNA. RefSeq names its product vam6/Vps39-like protein. Gene Ontology annotation, molecular function: protein binding. Gene Ontology annotation, biological process: endosomal vesicle fusion; intracellular protein transport; vesicle-mediated transport. The record is from RefSeq and is a predicted model, not a curated record. NCBI's taxonomy places the organism in Eukaryota, Metazoa, Cnidaria, Scyphozoa, Rhizostomeae, Rhizostomatidae. Gene Ontology annotation, cellular component: cytoplasm; membrane.
UAACCUCGAGUCAUGUGAUACUAUCACCCAUGAUGGAGGUAGAUUGUUUCUAAAGAAAACAUCGUUAAUUUUGGCACAAAUCAACACAGAAAUGAAGGUAAAAGAGUAAGCAGUCAAGAUGCACAACGCGUUUGAAUGCGUUCCUAUAUUGGAACGAAUGCCCUUGCCCAUUGAUAGUGUUGGGACUGUGGAUAACAAUUUACUUGUGGGAACAAAUAAGGGACAUUUACUAGUAUAUGAAGUGAGAGAGAAAGACAAGUAUGACUCAAGAUUUGAACCAGAGUUACAACGAUCGAACAAAGCAUUUUCAAGAAAGCCCAUCACUCAAAUGACAAUCGUGAAAGAGCUUGAACUUCUGAUUAGCUUAUCAGAUGGCCUCAUCAGCGUCCACGACCUUCAGUCAUUCUCGUUGAAGUGUCAGUUACACAAAUUCAAAGGCGCAUCAUUUUUUGCAACCGACUUGAAGAAACGUGACAAUGAUCAAGAUCUUGGACCCCCGUUCCAACUUCGUCUUUGUUUCAUAGUCAAAAGAAAACUGAUGCUCUAUUAUUGGAUAAAUGGGGAAUUUCAGGAGUUGUACCCAGAUCUUGGUUUAGCAGAAACACCGAAGGUCAUAGCAUGGUAUGGCGAUUACAUUUGCUAUGGAGGGAAGCGUGACUAUUACCUUAUCAAGGCUGAUUCUGGAAACUUAAAAGACCUUUUUCCAGUUGGAAGCCAACACGAGCCAUACAUUCGUACACUGAAGUCUGGCGAACUUGCUUUAAAUCAAGACAAAAUGACCGUUUUCUUGAGUGCUGGCAAAGGUUCCUCUGCAGAAAACAGGCAUUCGGUCACGUGGUCAGACGACCCUUUGGAUAUAGAAUACAUCUCCCCGUACAUUAUUGCGAUUUUUCCUAAGUCAAUUGAAAUUUGGUCCCGUGACCCAAAAGUAUUCAUUCAGAAAAUCGACUUGCCUGGCUCAAAGCUAAAAUCGAUCGUUCAGCACCAAGAUUGUUACGUAUACUCACAGAAUCAUGUAUGGAGGCUGGUGCCAGUGCCUAUUAACAGACAGAUUCAGCAGUUAACAGACGAUAAACAGUUCGAGGUCGCCCUGAGUUUAAUUAAAAUGAUGGACGGAAGUGACAAAGACAAAGAAAGAACGACACACGAAAUCGAGAAUCUGUAUGCGUUUGACUUGAUGUUCAGGAAGAAAAAAUUUGAAGAAGCUCUUUAUCUUUUUACCAAAAUCGACACUGACCCCCUGUUGGUGAUUGGUGUUUUCCCCAACUUGUUGCCCGAGCCCUACCGAAAGAAUGUCACCUAUCCGUACCCGCUACCUGACUUCAGCGACGGGGCAUUAGAGAAGGGCUUGCACCACCUAACAGGAUAUCUAGCCAAGAUACGCAAAAAGAAUAUGGCUGACAUGGAGACAACGGUUGAUGAGAAACUCAGUGCCAAAAAGAUGCUGGCACAAGUUGUGGAUACAUCUCUUCUAAAGUGCUAUCUUCACACAAAUGAAGGAAUGAUUGCCCCCUUGCUCCGAGUUGGGAACAACUGCCAUGUAGAAGAAUGCGAGAGGGUUUUGAAAAAAGCAAAAAAGUACAACGAGCUUGUCUUACUGUAUCAGAAUAAAGGAAUUCACAAGAAAGCUUUGGAUCUACUUUUGAGACUUGCAGAUAGGCAAGGAGGUGUUGGGAAGGGCAAUGAAAAGGCUGGGAAGUUAAAAGGUCACGAGAAGGUCGUCGAAUACUUGCAGAAGUUAGGCCCAGACCACAUGGAUUUGAUCCUGGAUUAUUCUGCAGGAAUUUUGAAGAAAGAACCCGAAGAUGGAUUAAAGAUUUUUACUGAAGAUAUGCCAGAGAUAGAAAGCCUACCAAGGGAGAAUGUUCUGCAGCACCUAAACACACAUGCACCCCAACUUGUAAUGCAAUACUUGGAACAUGUCAUCACUGACUGGAAAGAAACAAAGCCUGAAUUUCACAAUCGAUUAAUUGUCGGCUACACAGAAAAAAUUGUCCCUUUGUAUUUGGAAUUCAAGGAUGCACAGCAAAAAGGUUCUGCAGCAUCAUUUGUGAAAGCUGGGAAGGAGCCUGGAGAUCUUGGCGCACUUCGCACCAAAUUAAUAUUUUUCUUAGAGACUUCUACUAAUUAUCAGCCAUUGAAGCUGCUCAGGAAUUUUCCAACUGAUUGCCUCUUUGAAGAGCGAGCAAUACUUUUUGGAAGAGCGGGGAGACAUGAGGAAGCUUUUGCAAUUUACAUUUACGUCCUUAAAGACAAACAAAUGGCUGAACAAUUCUGCAGAAAGCAAUAUGAAUUCGACAAAGAGGAAAAUAGAGAUGUAUACUUAAGCUUGUUGAAGAUGUACUUGAAGCCAACAGAAGUACCAACAUUGAGGCUGCAAAAUUCAAUACUCGAAGGUGUCGAGAUGAAACCUGACAUUGAUGCAGCUAUCGAAAUCAUGAAUGCCAAUCAUCACAAAAUCGACGUAACUCAGGCCCUUGAAUUACUACCAGCAGCCACUCAAAUUACAGCUAUACGCUCCUUCUUGAAUAACAUUUUGGAAGACAAAAUGGCACAACGGAGGAAAAGUCAAGUGUACAAAAGUUUGUUGUAUUCGGAACAUUUGCAAGUCCACGAGCAACGAGUAUUUUACCAAAGCAAGAAAUGUACGGUCACAGAUGAAAGGGCAUGCCGAGUUUGCCAUAAAAAAAUUGGAACCAGUGCAUUCGCAAGAUACCCGAAUGGUAUUAUAGUCCACUACUACUGCUGCAAAGAUCGACGUGUCUGUCCGACGGAUUUGGAUUCCUGAUACCAUAAAAGAAAUUAUUUCAAGGAAAAUUAACGCAUUGCAACGAGAUAUCGAAUUCCUCUUAGCAGCAGCUCCUGGUGCCUCGCUAUGCCAUAUCACAAGUAUUGAGGUUUGCUGAGAAGGCCUGAUCCUCUGCUCGCCAGGUACUUGCUGUUGAAUUUAGGCAAUGAUUGGAAAAACUGCUGAAUUUUGGGGCUGAAGUGUCAUUCACAGGAUGACAUCAAAAAAUUAAGAAAUGCAUGAGUACAUUCAAUGUUUGCUACCGUUUACGCAGGGGAAGAAUUUUGUAAAAAUUGCUUUCGGUCAAGCUGAAUUUGGUUUUUUUGUAAAUCUUUUGACCAUAAUAUCGACCUAUAUCACAAGUAUUAGAAAAUUAAUAUUAAAGCCAAUAUUGCUGAAUAAAUUUGUAGAUGCUUUAAUUCUGCCGCCGAUUCAGCUUAUGAAUAAAACUUUUAGGUUGAGGCGGCCUUUCCGUUGAUGCGUAGUUCAUGUUUGGUUCUUAUGGGCUUAGAACAAUCUAUUGCUGUGUAGAAUACACGCAUGUACAAAUGCUCAAUUUGACGCUGGUUAUUCAGUUUGGAAACAGUUAGCAAAUGUUUAAGAAAGUGGGUAGUACUAUUAGCUCUUGCAAUUUGAAGGCUCGAGAAAUGAUUGUUCAAAUUCGAGUUGCAGCUGACAAGGCCUGAUUUAUGUUGAUGACCUUUUUCCUGGAAGGAUUAAUUUAAGUGUUGUUACUUGACCAACGAAGAACUGUCAAAUCAAACUGUUACGAGCCUUGGCUCCGUUGCCAAAAACUGCUUACAAAUUAACACAAAAUUCGUUUUCUUUUAAGAAGUAGUAAUUCCAACAUCUGAGCAAAGUCCGACGUUGAACCAUCCCCAUAACAAAAAGUAGUUAAAUAAACAAACAUUAAAAUGUGACUUAAGCAUGCUCGAUGUACAGAAAAUUAAUAAACAAGUGAAUUUCAUAAUAUGUUUCUAUGCAAUAAUCGUAGAUCUAUUUUAAAAAAUAUGUUCUUUAAUGUAAUAUGUCUUUCUGGUUUGCCAGUUACAUAGCAAAUGUAUUUAAACCGCAGAGAGAAGAACCGCACAGAUUGUUAUGAUGUGGAUGCCAUUGAUAGAUUUUCAGCAAUUGUGGUUCUCAGUGAAUUUGAAGCU